AUGCUUUCCAACAUCAAAGUGUAUGUACGGUGCCGGGCGCGCAACGAGCGCGAGGUGGCCGAGAACGCGGGCGUCGUGGUGUCUGUGCCGUCGCGCGAGCAGAUCGCUGUGUGUUCGGGCGCCCACCAGCGCACGUACGCGUUCGACCGUGUAUUUGGCGCAGAGAGCGACCAGGAGUCGAUUUUCGAGACGGUGGCCGAGCCGAUGCUCGCACAGAUCCUGGCAGGCUACAAUUGCACUGUGUUUGCGUACGGGCAGACCGGCACGGGCAAGACUCACACGAUGGUCGGCAAUCUGGGCGUCGACCACAACAGGCUGCCCACAGACGCGGGCAUCAUCCCGCGGUCUGUGCACAAGCUAUUCGAGCACCUCAAGAGCGUUCCGGACUACUCCGUGAAGGUGUCGUUUAUUGAGCUAUACAAUGAGAAUAUUCGGGACCUGCUGGGUGACGAGUCACGCCCGCUCAAGAUUUUUGACGACGCCGGGAAAAAGGGCGUUUUGGUGCAGGGGAUCCACGAGGUGUACAUCCGGACGGCGGCGGAAGGGCUGCGGCUGGCAGUGCAGGGGUCUGAGCGGCGCAAAGUGGCGAGCACGCGGUGCAACGACCUCUCGUCGCGGUCGCACACGGUGUUUUCCAUCACGGUGCACAUGCGCACGCAGGACUCGCAAAAGAUGGGCGGCGAGGAGUUUGUCAAGGUAGGCAAGCUGAACCUGGUGGAUCUGGGCGGGUCCGAGAAUAUCUCGCGGUCUGGCGCGACCAACCAGCGCGCCAAAGAGGCCGGCAUGAUAAACCAGUCGCUGCUGACGCUAGGGCGUGUGAUCAACGCGCUCGUGGCCAACUCGCCGCACAUCCCGUACCGCGAGUCGAAGCUGACACGGCUGUUACAGGACUCGCUUGGCGGACGCACCUGCACGAGCAUCAUCGCGACGCUGUCGCCGGCGAAAACGUCGCUCGAGGAGACGCUCAGCACUCUGGAGUACGCACACACAGCAAAAAGUAUCCGCAACAAGCCACAGGUCAAUGAGGUCGUCAACAAGAAAACGCUGAUCAGUGAGUACAUGGACGAGAUCGAGCGGCUCACCAGAGACCUGAACGCUGCGCGCACGCAGAACGGCGUGUACCUGGACGAGGCCAGCUAUGAGCAGCUGUGCCGCGAAAGCGAGAGCCGCCGGAUCCGCGUGGAGGAGCUCGAGGCGCGUGUGGGCGGCCAGCAGGACCGGUUUGAGCGCGCACGCGAGCGCAUAGAUGCGCUGGAGAAGCAGUUGGAGCAGGAGCAGGCUGCAAAUCGCGAGCUCGAGGCCCAGAAACAGCGUGUCGAGGACCGAUUAGCCCAAGCGGUAGCAGAGACAAAGCAGCUCCAAAACAUGCUCAGAGCUUACACAAAGACCAGCGUCGACGCAGCUGCGCUCGAGGAUGAGCUCCUUGCGCUCCAGAAUCACCGCGGCCGUCUAGUGCACCUGCUGGACGCCAACCAGCACCGCUGGGAGCAUACACAGGGGCACGUGACCGCCUUUGCGCAGCAGCUGGACGGGUUGCUCGCGGACGCUGCUGCGGCGACGUCGGGCGAGCUGGGUGCAUUGUGGGACGCCAUAAGAGGCGAUCUGGCCGCUGUGGCAACAGAGAUGUCGCGGCUGAACUCGUCGUCGGUGGCACUGCUGCGCGCACGGUGCGUGGAGUCACGUGACGAUUUUGAGUUGCGGUUGGGUGUUUUGGACGGCGGUGUGCACGAGCGACUGGGGGCCGUUGCACGCGACGUCACGGCGGCAUUUCAGCUGUUUCUCGAGCGGCUGGGUGCAGACCGGGAGCUGGUAACGUCUUUGAAGGAGGAGUUGCGCAAGAGAGACGAUCAGAUUAUGAGUAUGCAAGCGGAGCUGAAAAAGUAUCUGGAGAACGCGUUGGCACAGCGUCGGUUGGUGCUGGACCAGGAAAACGAAGAGCUGUUGAGGCUGGUGAGGCAAGCUGUUGAGCAGCAGGCCGGCAGACACAAGGCAGAGCUGGACAGCGUGGAGGAGCACGUGACCGGCGUGUUUGAAGCAAUGGAGCAGAUGCGCCAGAAUCGGCCGGACGUUUUGGCGGAAGUGGACACGAAAUUGGCCGACGACGAGACUUGUAUUGCUGCUCAGUGCGAUACGCUGCGGCAGCGGCUGGACGGCUGGCACGUCACCGAGUGGGAGAAGACACUGGCGCGGUUCCGAGAUGAGUUUAUUGCAUGGGACGACGAGCGGCUGGAACAGGUUGACGACGUCUCGCGCAAGCUAUGCGAGAACCUGGGACGUUUAGAAGCGUGUGUGGGCGAGCUGGAAACGAGAUUCAGCUCAACAGUCGAUUUGCGCGUGCGCGGGCUGCACGAGCUACAGACGCAGUGUAACGGUGCUUUACGGGACCUGAAUGCCGAAUUGGAGGACGGACUUGUGGGCUGUGAGGUUCUGGAUGGUCAGUCGAAGAUGCAGGAGACAAAGAUCGUUGAGGCGAUUACGCGGUGCAGCCAGCUGAGCAGUGCGGUGGCCGCGGUGCAUGACGAUCUAGCUGCCAGGCUGGAGCGGCUUGAAAAGGCAUUUGGCGGAGAAAAAGCGCCGUUGAAACGCUCCUGGAACGACGAUAAGGAGAACGUGCUGCCAGCGCGCAAGGAGCGGGUGCUGGGUGUGAAAGACGGCAACGCGAGGAGUGUCUCGUAG
Molecule: messenger RNA, 2676 nt
Organism: Ogataea parapolymorpha DL-1
Lineage: Eukaryota; Fungi; Ascomycota; Pichiomycetes; Pichiales; Pichiaceae
Exons: 1
Coding region: 1-2676 (891 amino acids)
Biological process (GO): mitotic spindle assembly; microtubule-based movement
Cellular component (GO): spindle microtubule; nucleus
Molecular function (GO): microtubule binding; ATP binding; plus-end-directed microtubule motor activity
Source: RefSeq, a predicted model, not a curated record